Messenger RNA from Acanthisitta chloris (rifleman), 1940 nucleotides. It is a transcript of the gene OSGIN2, whose product is annotated as oxidative stress induced growth inhibitor family member 2. The record is from RefSeq and is a predicted model, not a curated record. The transcript is spliced from 6 exons. Lineage: Eukaryota; Metazoa; Chordata; Aves; Passeriformes; Acanthisittidae. Bases 161 to 1696 code for a protein of 511 amino acids.
UACAGGGAUCCAUCUUCACACCACUGCCAACUUCAACCAGCCUUACUUCUACCUGAAUGGAAAUCUGUUGAGAACUUACAGCAGCCCUGAAAACGAAGGACAGCUUUUGAAUUCCUUUGUCCAGUAUUUUGGUGACAGCCUUGGGAGGAAGAUUAAAAGAAUGCCUUUAAUUGAAGAAACUGUUCUGCCUGGAGACUCCCUCCUUACUCUGCCUGUAGUAAUAAUAGGAAAUGGACCUUCAGGAAUUUGUCUUUCCUACCUGCUUUCUGGAUACAGGCCCUACUUGUCUCCUGAAGCUAUACACCCAAACCCUAUUCUACAUACGAAAUUAGAAGAAGCUCGACAUCUUUCCAUUGUUGAUCAAGAUCUGGAGUACCUGUCUGAAGGCCUCGAAGGACGCUCCUCCAACCCAGUUGCAGUGCUUUUUGAUACACUGCUUCAUCCCGAUGCUGACUUUGGGUAUGACUACCCCCCUGUUCUGCAUUGGAAGCUAGAACAACAUAAUUAUAUUCCCCAUUUAGUGCUUGGAAAAGGACCACCUGGUGGGGCUUGGCAUUCCAUGGAAGGCUCUAUGCUAACCAUCAGUUUUGGAGAAUGGAUGGAAUUGCCGGGCCUCACCUUUAAGGACUGGGCAGCUAGCAAACGCAGAAAUAUAAAGAGUGAUCGAGUAAUGCCAGAGGAAAUAGCUUGUUAUUAUAAACACUACGUUAAAGUCAUGGGCCUCCAAAAGAAUUUCAGAGACAAUGUUUACAUAACGUCAGUGUCAAGGCUUUACCGAGGAGAGGAUGGUGAAGACAGAAGUCAACAAACUGAAGAUAUUUCAACACAGCAUUUGGAAAUGGAAGAUGGACAGAAAUCACUUACUAAGAGAAACUGGGAAGUCAGGGGUUAUCAGCGAGCAACAGAUGGUUCUCACGUGCCCUUCUGUCUCUUUGCUGAGAACGUGGCUCUUGCCACAGGAACCUUUGAUUCUCCUGGCCGGCUACAAGUUGAAGGCGAAGACUUUCCUUUUGUCCUCCAUUCCAUGUCUGACUUCGGAGCUGCAAUCAGCAAAGGGAAGUUACGUGGGAAGGCAGACCCUGUGUUAAUUGUGGGUGCUGGACUUACAGCAGCUGAUGCAGUACUGUGUGCCUAUAACAACAACAUCCCAGUAAUCCACGUGUUUCGUAGAAGAGUUACCGAUACAAGCCUCAUUUUCAAACAGCUACCUAAAAAGCUUUACCCUGAAUACCAUAAGGUCUAUCAUAUGAUGUGUACUCAGUCCCAUACUGUGGACUCCAAUCAACAUUCUGCUUACACGAGUUUCCCUGAACACAAUGUACUUUCCUUUAAGCCUGAAAUGAAAUGUGUUCUUCAGAGUGCCUCUGGACUGAAGAAAAUUUUGAAGUUUUCUGUAGCCUUAGUUCUGAUAGGUUCUCAUCCAAAUCUUUUCUUUCUAAAGGACCAAGGACAUAGCAUAGGUCAUCACUCUAAUCAGCCCAUCACAUGCAAGGGGAAUCCUAUAGAGAUUGAUCCCUACACUUAUGAAUGCACUAAAGAAGCCAACCUCUUUGCUUUAGGUCCUCUGGUAGGAGACAACUUUGUACGGUUUUUAAAAGGAGGUGCACUGGGCAUUGCACGAUGCUUGGCAAUAAGACAAAAGAAGAAACAUGAGUUGAUUGAAAGUGGGGAUGGUGGAGGUGACGGGGUACCAUAAAUGAGACACUAGAAACUCUCACAUCCAGGAUUACAGGUGUAGUCUAACAGAAUACUCACUGGCAGCGAGAGUCGAUAGCAGUCACGUUUCUGUUGUGUACGAGUAACCUGCGCUUGUGUUGCUUGGUAAAGGAUGCUGAUACCACAAUACUUCACCCUUUCAAAAUACAAAAUAUUGAUCUGCUCUUUCAACCAAUCUACUCAACUGGAAUUACUUCCAGAUAAACAGAAAAUGAGACUAACUU